AUGCUCCUCAGAACUCUGUCCGCUAUCGCAAUAGCCCUAUUGUCUGGGCUGCUCCUGGCCACUCCAGCAAGGACCCAAAACUCGACAGGCUCCCAGGCACUUGGUGACUGGUUUAUCAACGACUUCUACCCCUCAGCACGCGACAAUGUCCUCGCUCCUUUCGAAGAUGGCACUUUCUCGCGAGAUAUCGUUUCCAAAUCCAACGACAUUACCUACAGUUAUCGAAAAAUGAAGAAAGGCUGGAUUGAAUUCGGUGAAUACAUGAAGACGCUCGACGAGUGGACCUUCACUCCGGUCAGCACUGUUGCUUAUGCUACCGACGAUCUUGGCCUUGAAGGAUCAAUCAUUGCCUCAGGCGAAAUUUCCGUUCGCACGAAGAAUGGAACUGUCUUCACGGGAGGCAAGAAUGCUGUCUACGUCUGGGUAAAAUACAACCGUAGACUGGGUAGACGAGUCAUCAAAGAGUGGAGGGAGGUGUAUCAGGCGCCGCCUGGGUCUCUCGAUCAUCUCCAGUAA
Messenger RNA from Coprinopsis cinerea okayama7#130, 516 nucleotides. RefSeq lists its product as hypothetical. Bases 1 to 516 code for a protein of 171 amino acids. Lineage: Eukaryota; Fungi; Basidiomycota; Agaricomycetes; Agaricales; Psathyrellaceae. The transcript has 4 exons. The record is from RefSeq and is a predicted model, not a curated record.